Lizanozyma spartinae is the source of this 2967-nucleotide messenger RNA. RefSeq names its product Ifh1p (gene IFH1). The coding region runs from base 1 to 2967 and encodes 988 amino acids. Gene Ontology annotation, biological process: regulation of ribosomal protein gene transcription by RNA polymerase II. Gene Ontology annotation, molecular function: transcription coregulator activity. Lineage: Eukaryota; Fungi; Ascomycota; Pichiomycetes; Serinales; Debaryomycetaceae. The transcript has a single exon. The record is from RefSeq and is a predicted model, not a curated record.
AUGGCUAAAAGUCCUAGAAAGGCAACAAAGUACACGCGCAACAAGAGCGUAGCCAAAAGUGGGUCUCAAUAUCCCAAACAAGCAUCCAAAAAGAACCCUCGGCCUAUUGCUGGGAAGAACCCCAGUAAAUACUUCAACUAUAAUAACAAUAAGAAAGGCUCUAGAAACCGACGGUUUAGUAUAGCCGAGUCAUCGUCUUCGCUGUCAGACUCCAACAGUGGAUCAGAUGAUGAAGGCAACACCAUCUACCACAAUGUGCGAGGUCAUCACACUAGUGGAGGCAAACGGUUUGACAAGUACACUGCUACUGUUUUGUCGGAUGGAGAUUCAGACUCUUCAUUGACUGCAGUGUCCGAAGAAGACGAGAUAGAGGCUUCCAGAAGGGGUUCUUUAUUUGAAGAUAUUUCUCCUCGUAAGUCCAAAUCAAAGACAUCCAACCCUCGGUAUGCAAAGAAAAGAGCACCUAAGAAGACUUUUAACUGGAAAGCACAAUUUGAGAGGGGCCCAGCUUUUGACGAAGACGAAGACGAUGACGAGGAUGAUGACGAUGACAGCGAUUCCAAUGAAGAAGACGGCGAUAAUGAUGAUGACGAUGAUGAUGAAGACGACAACUACUCGGGAGAUGAGGCCAAGGACCCCUUAAAGGGACUUUAUGCUAUUUUGAACCAUCAAGCUCAAGCUUCCGACUCUGAUUCGGGUUCUGAAUCUGGGGAUAACGAUGACGAUGACGAAGAUGAAGAGGAAGAAUACGGGUACUCUUCUUCAGAUGAUUCUGAAGUAGACUUUGUGAGGUUACAAGCCGAGCAUAAGAAGAAGACGUUGAAUGCAGUCAUGGCCAUGAAUGGACAAUCAUCCCCAACGAAGCUUUCUAAGAAAGAGAAAAGGAAGAGCAUGUCUGAAGGAAUUGAUAAGAAGCUGCUGCAUAUGAAGAAAAGGCACUCUAUUGCCAAAAGUAAAUCGAAAUUUGGAAGACGAAAAUCAGAGGUUGCACUUCCAGAAGAUAUCAAUUUCUCUUUUGACUUUGAUGAUUUCAAUGAUGGUAAUAAUGUCAAUGAGAAGAAGAUUCAGCAGCAUAUUGACCUGCUUAAACGUACUGGAGAUGAUGAGUUUAAUGAUGAAGAAGAUAUUGGAGAAGAGGUUACUACCCCAGAUAAAGAAACCAAUGUUAAUGGUCAUGAUCUUGGAGAAUUACAAUUUGAUUUUGAUUUUGAAUCCCAACUACUUCCAGUUCCCAAGUUUAAAGAUGGUGAACUUAACUCCGACGAUGACUAUGAAAUAGAUGACAAUGAGUUAGUUGCUACUUUACAAGUUGAUGAUGAGGAUGAUCUUCUUCUUAAUGAAGGAAGCGUUAACCACACUCGGAAUAAUUCUAUCGGGUCCAUGGAUGAGGACAAAGACAGUGCAUUUUUGAAAGAAGAAGAAGCAUACUUGGUUAAUGAGUUUGAAAGUAAUGGCUUUGAUGAAGAUGGUCAAAUAGAACUUGGUACUAUUGCUAAGAUAGCAAAUGGGUUACAUCAUCAUUUCCGUGACGAUGACAAUGACCAAGUUCUUCAAUACGCCAGCAGUGAUGAUGAUAUGGAUGAUGAUAAUGAUAAUGAAGACAAUGAUAAUGACAUGGAAGAUGAUGAUUACAUUGACUUUGUUAACUUUGAACUACCGUUAUCUGAAACCGAAGAGGCCCAAAAAAAGUCAAAAUCAAAGAAGGAAACCUCCCAAGAGAGUGGUACCAGCAAGAAUAGAAACGACAACAAAGUGUCUUCUCCCCGGUUCCCCAAGCAGCAGCGUAAGCACAAGAACAAAGACAGGAAGUCAAGUGGCCUAGAUGUAACUGCAAGUGAUGAUGAAGAUGAUUCAUAUUUGUGGAAUUACUUUUUCAGUUCUGAUAGUGACUCUCACGAGAACGAAAAUGAUGGUGAUAGCGAAACCGGAAGCGAAGGGCUGUUGCAUGCUUAUGAUUCGGAUGACGAGAUGUUACUAUCCGAUGACGAAAACCGGUCGAAGUUAAUUGGAAGGCGUCCAUCAAAUGACUUAGCCACGACAGUGGAGAAACAAGCAUCAUCACCAACUAAUGAUCUUAACAAGAGACAACCUGGCAACCAAUAUCCAACUGGAUUGGAUGAGUUUUCCGAAUACGAAUAUGACAGUGGUGAUUCGACUGAUGAAGAUUUGAAUUUACCAAAGUCUUCUUCCAAAAGUAAACUUGGAUCGAAGGUUGCCAAAGAGGUUCUAUCCUCCAAAACUGCUGAUCAUCGUCCUCCAGUACUUGGAACUUGGGCUGCUGUGAGUAACAAGCCAUUUGGUAUUAUUGAUGGUUUAUCCACCAGAUCGUUAAUUACAAAGCCUUUUGAUCCCAAACAAAAGCCCAGAACUUCGUUUCCUAUCAUAACCAAUAAGGUUGAUGCAGACGAUGCAUUAGGACUCGAUGAAUUGUUGAAUGUUAGUGAAUUGGAUGACGGAGAUGAGAACGAUAUCCGUAUUUGGAGAGAUUUCAGCAAUCAUAAGAGACAGGUUCCCUUAGGAGCAUUCCGAAACAAAUCAAUAUUACAAAAUAAUGCUCUCGGGAAUCAUUAUUCUGGGGUUUAUGGUGUUCGGAACCCCCCAUCGAAUGCGUCAUCUCAUCGGAGACGAAGCUCAACGACAAAUAGUGGUAGUGCUACUGACUCUAAUGGAACAACCAAUGGAACCUCCAAGCCACAAGCCACGUCUUCUUCUUCUUCUUCUUCUUCUUCUUCAUCUGCUGCUUCUGCUUUACAAGUUUCAAAUGGAGUAUACAAAAGCGGAAGAAGAAAGUCGUCUAUUGUUGGGCCACUUUCCAAAUCAACCAGACGGAGAGCUUCGAUUGUUGAGGCAAUCUCUGAAGGAUUUCGACCUACCAAGUCUGGUCUUUUCAGUGAAGCAGCCAUGGCUGAAGUGGAAGAGACUUUUGCUGACGAUAUUGAGCUUAUGUCACUUAUUCGUGGGAUUUGA